Molecule: messenger RNA, 6296 nt
Organism: Linum trigynum
Lineage: Eukaryota; Viridiplantae; Streptophyta; Magnoliopsida; Malpighiales; Linaceae
Source: the annotation of a GenBank genome assembly
GACUAUGCUAAAUUGGUAAAACUACAAGAAUCCUUUUUGUUUCAACUUCUUGUGAACGUUCUAUGCUUUGCAUGCAGAUCAUUUCAUUUUGGUUGCCUCUGCAGAAAGAUCAAUCACUCAGCUGGUUUUCCUCUUCGGAGUUCGGAGUCUCUGUCUUUCCCCUGUUUGUUUCUCGAGAAAAGAAAAGAAGAUCUCUUCUCCGAAACUGGUGCAUGUUUGGACCUUUUACUCCUUUCUUGCUGAGAUUCUUCUGAAAGUAUGAACAGAAUUCAGUUACCAAGUCAAGAAACAGCCAACAUAACGCCCAGAAAACGACGCCGACGUCGCAGCAACGAUCCUUCAAGUACACCGCUUCCCAUUAGUACCCCGCCGACAAGGCGGCGUCGAUCAUGGAUUGACAGACGCUCCCGCCUUUUUCCACUCCUACCUCUAAUCCUAAAUCAAACAGAAGCAUGCAGCCCACCACCAACCAGCCCUCCACAUUCUCCCUGCAUAUUGCCCGAUGCCGAUGAAACACCUGAAAUCAGUCCUCCGAAUCCUGCUGCUUCUGCUUCUGCUGCUGUUGUUCCCCUUGCUCAACAAGAACAGGUCAACGAGAUCAUCAACUAUGGCCUCCCAACAGCAACCUGCGCCUUCUGUGGUGCACAGUUCUGGCACGAAGAACGCCUCAAUCGCCACAGAAGCAACACAGCCAACCCAAUCUUUACGCUCUGUUGUCAAAAGGGUCGUGUCAAGCUUCCACUACUGCGUCAGGCGCCAGCUUUCCUACACCAGCUCAUGGACGUCAAUGGCGGGCCAAUGUCAAGCCACUUCAGGGAGCACAUUCGGGCAUACAAUGCAGCAUUUUCAUUCACAUCGUUUGGUGCUCGCCUGGAUCACCGUGCAACAACGACGAGUACACGAGGGCGUGGUGGCCCUUACUCAUUUUUCAUUUGCGGCGAGAAUUACCAUCGCAUUGGAUCGCUUCUGCCCCCUGAAGGACAGACUCCGAAGUUUGCGCAGCUGUAUGUUUCUGAUCCUGAGACGGAGCUUUCGAAUCGGUUGGCUAACUUCUCAUCAGGAGGGCAACAUCGAUUGCUUCCCGAGAUCGUUGCAGGCCUCAUGGAAAUGCUGGACAAUACUAAUGAUUUGGUGAAGUCUUUUCGUCGGGUCCAGGCUGAAUUACAGGACCCUGCUGCAACUCAUAAUGUCAGACUGCGUAUUGUUGGUCCACGAAGUACUGCACUGCCUACUGGAAUGGAAGUUGCAGAAUUAGUAACUGGUGACUUCACAGCAGUUCGUGGCAAUCGUGAUAUUAUUGUUGAUCACCAGGCCGAGGGGUUGAGGCGCAUUACCAACCUAAAUCCCAAGUUCGAGGCACUUCAUUUUCCUUUGUUGUUUCCAUAUGGUGAGGAUGGUUUCCAUCCAAUGAUCAAAUAUUAUGGUCUUAAUACCCAGCCACCCAUCAAACGUCAACAUAUCACACAAAGGGAGUACUAUGCCUAUCGAUUGCAACACCGCCUUGAUGAAGGACAAACACUUAUGAGGGCUGGAAAGGCAUUGCAGCAUUACAUUGUUGAUGCAUUCUCAACUAUUGAGAAGAAUCGUUUAGCAUAUCUCCGUUCGCAUCAAAAGGAAUUACGGUAUGAAUUGUACCAGGGGUUGGUUGAUGCAUUUAGUAGAGGUGACAUAACAGGGGAUGGCCUGGGAACUGUCAUUUUGCCAGCUACAUAUACAGGAAGUCCUAGGUACAUGAAUGAGUUGUAUUUGGACGCCAUGGCUGCUUGUCAGUUCUUUGGCAACCCCGACCUCUUCAUCACAUUCACAUGCAACCCUCAGUGGCCUGAAAUUACUGAGGCAUUCAAGGAAUCUUGUGGUUCUAGAAGUGAACUCAAACCGGAAAUCGUUGCUCGAGUUUUCCACAUGAAACUGCAGGACUUGAUAGAUGAUAUAAAAAAGAACAACUAUUUUGGACGUGCUCUUGCAGUUGUCUACACUGUCGAGUUUCAAAAGAGCGGCCUCCCACAUGUGCACAUCUUGGUUUGGCUUGAAGCUUCUAGCAAGUUGAGCACUGUGGAAUCUGUUGAUGCUACAAUUUCAGCUGAAUUACCAGACCCACAGCUUGAUCCAGUUGGCUAUGAGGCAGUUUCGAAGUUCAUGCUACAUGGACCAUGCGGUGAUUCUAACCCUUCUUCACCAUGUAUGAAAGACGGUUUGUGCAGCAAGUCUUUCCCAAAGGCAUUCAACUCUGAAACAAUUAUUGAUAAGUUUGGCUGUACUGUUUACCGAAGGCGUGAUACUGGGGUUUCUGCAACAAAGGGUUUAACUGUUAUUGACAACAGCUAUGUCGUGCCUCACAAUCGCAAUUUGGUUGUUCGUUAUCAAGCUCACAUCAAUGUACAGGUUUGCUAUCAAGGGAAGUUAGUGAAGUAUCUAUUCAAGCAUAUCACUAAGGGUCCUGGUCGAUCAAUGGCUGUGGUCGAGAAUUCUGCUACAACAGCAUCAACAUCAACAGGCCCUCAGCCAAACCCUCCCCGUAAUGAGAUUCAACAGUAUAUUGAUGGUCGAAUGCUCUCAUCUUAUGAGGCUGCUUGGAGGAUUUUUCAGUUUUCCAUUCAUGAACGAACGACCCCAGUUCAGCGACUAUGCGUUCACCUCGAAGGUCGUCACCGUGUACCUUAUAUGAAGAGACAAAGCCUUCUUAACAUAAUGGCAAGGGACAAUGUUGACAAAACAAUGCUAACACAAUGGUUUCAUCUUAACAGGACGGAUCCAGUUGCCAGGUCACUUUUGUACUCAGAGAUACCAAAUAAGUUCAAAUGGAAUGAGCAAGAUUUGGUUUGGUCUCCUAGGAAGAAAGGAUUUGCUAUUGGUCGGCUUGCAUACAUCGGUCCAGGAAGAGAUGACACCUUUUAUCUCCGGCGGCUUCUCACAAAGGUCCGAGGUGCAUUAAGCUUCAUCCACUUGAGAACUGUGAAUGGUGUUGUAUGUCAGACUUACAAGGCUGCUUGCCGGAGAAUGAACCUUUUGUCUGAUGAUAAGGAGUGUUCUCUGGUUAUAACUGAGGUUAGCCAGUGGGGUAUGUCUUCGCUGCUACGAUCGUUGUUUGUGUCCAUGUUGAUGUUUUGUGAGCUUUCCGAUUCUGCGUUGCUUUUUGAUCAGUCAUGGGAACUAAUGGCUAAAGAUAUCACAUAUAGAUGCCAACAACAGUUGAUAUUCAGCAACUCGAGCAUUUCUGAGGACCUUCCACGGAACACCUUGCUUGCUGAACUUGAACGUCUGUUAAAUGGAUACUCAACUUCGCUUUCAAAUUUCCAUUUGCCGCUACCAACAUCAGCCUUACGCGAUCCUGCUACUAAUAUAUUGCUUGAGGACCAUCUUAAUUACAAAACAACUGAUGAAGAAGCACAAGCAGAUGAACUGAUGGCCUCUUUGAAUUUCCAGCAAGUCGAAGCAUUCAGUUGUAUCAUGAACUCAGCAACAAAUGAUCAUGGCAGAUUCUUCUUUUUACAUGGCCAUGGUGGCACAGGGAAGACCCAUCUUUACAAGGCAAUUGUAUCCAAAUUACGCAGCAUGCAUCAUAUUGUAUUGGUUGUUGCUUCUUCCGGCAUUGCUGCAACUCUUCUUCCCGAUGCACUCACAGCGCAUUCUUGCUUCAAGAUACCUCUGGAGAUAGACCACAAUUCAACAUGCACCAUACAUAAAGGUACUCAUCUUGCGCAGCUUCUGAUUCAAGCUAGCUUAAUCAUAUGGGAUGAGGCCCCAAUGGUACACCGCCUAUCAUUUGAGGCUGUCGACAGAACAUUAUGUGAUAUUAUGGAUGUACCGUUACAUGGAGAUGGUUAUAAACCGUUUGGUGGGAAAACUAUGUUGCUUGGUGGAGAUUUUCGACAAACUUUACCUGUUGUUCCUAAUGCUGGUCGUGAGGAAGCCGUUGACUCUUUACUUACACGAUCAAACCUCUGGAAAUUCUGCACUGUUCUGCACUUAUCCAGGAACAUGCGAAUUGACUCCUCAGAGUUGAAUAGCAUACCACAGUUUGAUGGAAAAUGCUUUGCUGAAUGGGUCUUGGCUGUUGGUAAUGGUGAGAUUGCAGCAACGUCAUUCAAUCCGAACACUCCUGCUGAUUGGAUUCCCAUUCCUUGUGACUUCUUGAUCCGAGUAAAUGGAGGACAUUGUCCGAUUGCAGAGAUGGCGGCAGAUAUUUAUUUUGAUUUCUCCACCAGCUUCCACAGCCCAUCAUAUCUGAUGAAUCGAGCCAUUGUCACCCCUACAAAUCAAAAUGUGACGCUCAUAAAUGGUCACAUGUUGACUAUGGUUCCAGGCGACCCACAUACAUACUUUAGUUCAGACAGGAUUGAUUCAGAUUCCACCCAACCUGAUAUACUCGCGUCACAAUACCCAGUUGAAUUCCUCAACACUCUUUCAUCCAGUGGUGUUCCUGACCAUGAGAUCAAACUGAAAGUCUUCACUCCGAUCAUGCUGCUACGGAACCUAAAUCCUGCCAUUGGAUUAUGCAACGGUACGAGAAUUAUGAUCACUCACUUGGGGGCUCAUGUUCUUAAAGGUGUUAUCAUGGGAGGUUCGUUUGCAGGAUCUACCGUUGCCAUUCCAAGAAUCAUUGUUAAUGUCAACGAUAGGAGAUGGCCAUUCAUACUAAAGCGAUGUCAGUUUCCAGUACGACUUUGCUAUGCCAUGACGAUUAAUAAGAGCCAGGGCCAGACAUUGGAGCGUGUUGGGGUCUUUUUACCCAAACCAGUUUUCAGUCACGGGCAGCUCUAUGUUGCUGUUUCAAGAGUUAAGUCAGCUUCUGGGUUGCGCUUUCUUAUCGUCAAUGAGCCAUCCGUUCCAUUUAACUACACGCGCAACAUUGUUUACCAUGAAACAUUUGAAGAUCUCCAUCCACCUGGUCAUCCUGCAAGUACUACUCCUUGAGGUAUGAACCCCAUCUGGUCUGCAUAUUGAUAAUCUGCAAAAUAUUUAUAGUUGCUGCUCAGAAUUCGGAAAGUCAUGCCUCUUCUUGGUACAGGUGAAUUGUUGUCCGCGCUAAACAGAUCCAGAAGGUAAAUUUCGACAGCUGCAAAACGUCAAUCAACGAUGCACUCAAUGGCCAAUCAGUUUCCUUGUUAUUACUUUGAUUGAUUAUAAUCACUUCAAGUGCCUCAGUAGUUCUGCACCAGUGUAGCCAAUUUAAACAAACAUCACGGUUCACCUCGAAUUGUCUAUAUGUCUGUAUGAUUCAGAAAAAUGUUCAUGUUUGACUACUGAGAGAAUGUAUUCAGGUACCAUCAUCAUCCCUUACUUGGUCAAUGUACCUCCUAGCCUGACAGUUGACAAAGAGUUUGGUGAGUUCCUUUUCUGGCUGAUGCUUGGCAAACUGGCUGAUGUAGGAUUAUGUGAUGAUCACACCAAGUAUCUACCAGUAUGUGCCCUAUGCAAUGCCGCAGAAUCCAUUUCGAUGCAAUCCAUUGGGAACUGGAAUCGAGCUCUCCAUAUCAGUGGUGGUCUAUUCUAUGGGGAAGAAGUAGCUACACAAAUUAAAUCCAGCUGCUACUGCUUCUGUUUGUGAAGUUUUGAUGCUGCCAUCAAUCGUUGGACACCCUGCUGAAUCAUCAUUGGACACCCUGCUGAAUCAUCACAGUUCACAAAGGAAGUUCGCAAAUCAAAUGGUGAUUUUGGUAGAUAAACCUUUCUUUGAGGAAGAGAUAGCGAAUUGAUAGCUUUGGUAGAAAAGGACUAUGCAAUGAAUGAUCAUGCAUAGUGAGAAACACAGACUGCACUUACCAAUUCCCAGCCAAACUAUCAAGCUCAGUUCUCCAAAGCCAGAAUGUUCACUGACCUCUGGAAAUCUCUGGACCAAAUGCAAAUCGGUUUGAAACUCAGCAUCCUAGUUCUUUACUCCAAAACCAAAUUUCUCUGUAAUUUCAAUUCCCUUGUGUUUCGACGACCAACCAAGAUAAGGUCCAACAUCUUCUUCCGAACGCCAUGAAUUGGGUUCGCCUCAACCAGACACCCUUUGGAAUAUGCUUCCCUAAGAAAAACGACUUGAGUUCUUCCCCUGGUUGAUAUAUAGAAAAUUCCAGGGUGGCUCAACAGCAACUCAGGUAUAUUCACUUCUAUACCAAAAUCCUUCUUAAAAUGUGAUAAUCUCUGAACAUCAACCAUCUUCUCCACUGUCAAGCUCAACAGCUCGUGUAUGUUCGCAACAGCACGUUUCUCGUCUCACACCACCACAGUCCACACUACUACUACUACUACUAACACCACCCACAAUCUCUGCUUGGUAGGGUUUCAAGUAAGAAAGCCUUUGUCAAUUC